AUGCUUGAGAAAUGUGUAGAUGAUGAAUGUUCUCAUAUAGAAGAAAUGGAUGUUGACAGUUGUUUAACAUCAUUAACAAAGAGAAAGGACGAUAGCAUAACCAUGCCAACCUGCAUAGCCUCGCGAGUUACAAAAUUGAGAGCAGAAGGGAUAGGAUCUGUGUGUGGAAAGUUAUAUUUUGGGACAAGUGAAAAGAUUCCACCAUCAGAGCUUAUUGAUACAACUGGUGCCGGGGAUGCAUUUGUUGGAGCUGUUUUAUAUGCAAUCUGUGCCAACUUACCACUAGAGAAAAUGUUGCCAUUUGCUUCGUAUGUGGCAGCUGCCAAAUGUAGAGCUCUUGGAGCUCGUACUGGUCUUCCAUACCGCAACAAUCCAUGCUUGACAUCCUUUACUGAAGAUAGAAUCCUAAACUGUUCAUCAACAUCCUAG
Molecule: messenger RNA, 429 nt
Organism: Sphenostylis stenocarpa
Lineage: Eukaryota; Viridiplantae; Streptophyta; Magnoliopsida; Fabales; Fabaceae
Source: the annotation of a GenBank genome assembly